CAUCAUCUUUGGAUCAUCAGCUAAUCUAAUUUGCCUAAUUUUAAGUGAAAAACGAUAACGACAACGACAUUGCCGGAAUCGUCACACACACACACACGAAUCAUGAAUCAAUUAACUGUUAUGCUGAAUGGUAAUACAACAGCAGCAGCAGCAACUAAUCAAAAUGCUGCUGCAAAUCAUCAAUAUUUUACAUUUCAAACAACAAAUCCUCAACAACAACAAACAGGUUCAACAAUUAAUCAACAACAACAACAAACGGCUACUGGUGUUUCAAUUGAUCAACAACAACAACAACAAUUGAUUACAAUACCGGCAGCAGCAUUUGCAUCAACAACACCACCUGUAUCCGGAACAAAUAUUAUGUUGACCAAUAAUAAUAAUGGUGGACAACAACAACAAAUGUUAGCCGCAUCAACAAAUCAUCAGGGAUUUUUACAACAAGCAUCAAAUAUUUCACAACAAACACCGGCUACAAUACAAUAUAUAAUUACACCCACAUUGCAACAACAACAACAACAACAAACACUUCAAAAUCAUCAACAACCUUAUGGUGGUUUAAUAUCCAAUUUGAUGGCACCUAAUCAUCAGAUAAAUAUGAUACCAUUCAAUCAGGCAACAACAACAUUACAGGGAACAAUAUUACAGCCACAAUUAAUAGCUAAUGGAUUACAACCAACAUUUAUUCAACAACAACAACCAACAUCAACGUUUCAUAUACAAACGGCUGCUGGUACGAAUUCUAUUACGAAUAACGGUACGCCUACGGCCCAAACGCAAUUGUUUCAACAACAACAACAACCACAACAACAAUUUCAAGUGAUAACAGCAACACCUCAACAACAACAACCAUCAAAUCAUAGUGCAUUGACCAAUAAUAAUAAUGGUGCAAUAACAUUUCAAACAAAUCAAUUGAUCGGUUUACAACCAUCAUCGAUUUCUAAUCAGAUUGGUCAAUUGAAUCAACAACAACAACAGUUUAUUUUGAAUCCAACGAUAACAUCGACAACGCAUCAACCGCAACAACAGCAACAACUAUAUCAAUUAGUUUUACCAUCAAAUCAUCAGUUUUUACAAUCGGCAACAAUGUUUCAACAACCAACAACAUCGAUGAUAACAUCCGCUGGACAAUUAAUAACUCAUCAACAACAACAACCGACUGCAAUAACGGUGCCUAUACAACAACAACAGCAACAACAAAUUCAUCAAAAUGGAACAUUAUUAACAACCGGUAAUCUUACAUUUCCAAUUGGUCAACAACAGCAACUUAUGGGAACAUUUUUAACGCAACCGCCAGUGCAACAAACUUCAACAUUACCAACAAUGAAUUCUGCCAUUAUUCAUUCACCGCAACAACAUCAACAACAACAAUCAUCCAAUAUUUUCAAUCAAUUAACAAUACAGCCAUGUUCUUCAGCAAAUUAUCAUCAACAACAACAACAACAAAAUAAUUCAAAUACAAUUACAUUGAUUGCAACAGCAUCGCCUACAAAUAUUACGAAUUUAUCAUCUUCAUCAUCAUCACAAUCAUCGACAAAUGUCACGACAUCAUUAUCAUCAUCAUCUAUGAAUGUUAGUGGUCAUCAUCUGCCACAUCAACCAACAUCUUCGGUGGUCAAUAAUAAUUCAUCAGUUAAUAACAUCAACAACAAUUCAACAUCGACUACAGCAAUGAUGGUUUUUACAUGUUCAAAUGCUGCUGCUGCUGCUGCCGCAGCAUCAUUAUCAUCAACAGCUACAAAUACAAGUGAUACCGGCAAACAACAAUCACCAUUGAUAAUGUUUGAUCAGCAUCAUCAUCACAACAAACCAACAUCGAUCAAAUCAAUAAACAAAAAAAGUUUUUUAGAAUGUCCACCAACAUUGAAUUCGAAUGGAUGUCGAUCAUCAUCAUCAUCAUCAUCAUCAUCAUCAUCAACAUCGACAACAACAAUAACUUCAGGUCAAACUGGAUUCCCAUCCAAGGCAUGUACUAAAGAAGAAAAUCAUAUUAUGAAUUCAACAUCAACAUCGACAAUAAUUACGCCCAAAUUAUCUUUUACCAAUGUUGAACAUUUUGAUAGUAAUAAUGUGAAAAAAGAUUCUGCCAAUCAUCAUGAUCAUGAUCAAAAUACGCCAUCUUCUGAAGAAAAUAGUCAAAAUACAACGGUGAAUGACCAGAAAAUGACUGAAAAAGAUGAUUUGAAUGAAAAAUUGAAUAGAUUAUCAUCAUUAUCACCACCUACACCAUCGAUAGAAACAACAUCGUUAGCAACAUCACCAAGUCAAACAUCAUCAACUAUUAUUCAAAGACCAUCAUCGGUUACUUCAUCAUGUGGUUCAUUGAAAAUAGCCGACGAUGAUGAUGAUGAUGAUGAUGAUGAUGACGACGAUGAUAAUGAUGUGGAUGAUGAUUAUGCGGAUGAAUAUGAUGGUGGCGGUAAUGGUGAAAAUAAUAAUAAUCAAAAAUCGAAUCAAAAUGGAAAUGAAAAUGAUGAAAAAAAUCAACAUCCUAAUGUAAAAAUAAGUCGAAAACGAGCUAGAUCAAUCGAUAGUUUGAUAAAUGAUGAUGAUGAUAGUACGGAUGAAACGGAAGAAAUGGAUCUUGAUAGUGUUGCAACCGAAAUCGAUAGUGAUUGUUGUAGUCAUAAAGCUGUUAAUAAUAAUAAACAAGAAUCGGAUACGACUAUAUCGACUAUAACAACAACAAAAACAACAUCAGCCACUAUAACCGAUUCGCGAAUAGAAUCAUUGAAUAAUGUUAAUCAACAACAACAUUUGAAUAAAAAAUCAAAUGAUGAAACAAAAGAUGGUUAUCAAAGUAGUUAUAGUGGUUCACCAUGUCAUUUUACCGAUACUGAAGAUGAAGAAGAAGAAGAUGAUGAUGCUGAUAAUGUAAAUGUCGCCUCAAAUUUAAUUACAAAUGGACAAUUGUCAAUUGAAUCAAUGAAUGGUGAAAUGAAAUUAAUACGUCGUAAUGGUCUUACACAAGCUGCAUAUAAUCUAAUUAAUAAUCGUAUUUUAAUGAGUAGCGAAGAUGAUAAUCUAACAAUUGCAUCGAUUGAAUCAACACAAACUAAUGAUGAAAUAUCAGCUAUAAAUGUUAAUAAACAAAAUAAUAAUAAUGAAAAACAAUCAUCAUCGUCGUCGUCUUCGUCUUCGAAUAACAACAAUGAUUCAACCACGAAUCGAAUAUCCAUUCAGAUACAAACAUCAUCAAUAUCAUCACCAUGUUCUAUUCAUUCGAAUGGUAGUAGUUUGAUUGAUACAACAACUGAAUUAUCGACAACACCUACACCAACAUCAUCUUCAUCAUCAUCAAAUCCACCAUUGAUCUCAUCAAAAGAACGAGCUAUUUGGACACCAGAAGAACAACAGCUGGCAAAUGAAAUACAAGAAUUUGCUAAAACAUUUAAACUUUGUCGAUUAUCAUUAGGUUUGACACAAUCACAAGUUGGACAAGAAUUAAGUGCAUUAGGUCCUUGUUAUAGUCAAAGUGCAAUAUGCAGAUUUGAAAAACUUGAUAUUACACUGAAAAGUGCUAAAAAAAUUAAACCAGUAUUAGAAAAUUGGAUGCGUGAAGCGGAAGAAAAAUAUCGUCAUAAUAAAAUUAUUGGAAAUGUUGUAACACCAGAAGCAUUGGUUAAUGGAUUAAAUAAUUUUUGUAAAGAUAAGGAUAAUAAUUUAUUAUCAUCAUCGUCUUCAUUGUCGAUAGCACCAUUAUCAUCGUUUAAAAUAAGUUCAGCAUUAGAAUUAGUCAACAAUAUUGGUGCUAAAAAUCAUAAUCAUAACAACAACAACAACAAUCCAAAUGUCAACAAUGAUCAACGAAUUGGCAUUGUUGAUUCAAUGAAUAAAGAAUCAUCACAAUCACCAUCACCAUCGUCUUCGUCAUCAGCAAUGAUAUCAUCGAAUGUAAACAUUUAUAAAGCAUUUAUGGAAACAAAUAAAAAACGUAAACGUCGUACAUCGUUUACACCAAGCGCUAUUGAUGCAUUGAAUAAUUUUUUUGAACAAAAUAAUCAUCCAAAUGGUGAAGAAAUGACAAAAAUAUCUGAAAUAUUAAAUUAUGAUCGUGAUGUUGUACGUGUUUGGUUCUGUAAUAAACGACAAGCAACAAAAGCAAAAUGUAAAAAUGAUUUAGACAAUUCAACAACAACGAUAAAUUCUAAUCAAUCACAAUCAAUAUCAUCGAUAAAUAAUGAUCAAAAAUCAAAUAAUUCCGGUACGAAAGUCACUUUAUUAUCAACGAAUGAUGUAAAGACAUCAUCAUUGGAGACGAUGCCAUUAGGACAAUCAUCAUCUUCAUAUACAAACUUAACACUGCCACAGCCAUCAUCAUCAAUUGGUGAUGGUGGUCAUAAUCAAUUUUUUCGUCCAAUACAUCCAUCACAUGGACAAGCAUUACGAAGCUCUUUAUCGAAUGUUAUUGGAAUGACCAAUGGUCAUGAUUCAAUACCAUCCGUAGCAAAUAUUGCACCAUUUAGUUUAGGACGAUCAACAACGACGACAACAACAACAAAUUCCAUUGCCAAUGAAAAUCAUUCAAAAAUUAAAGAUAUGGAGAAAAAAAUUAUUAAAUAAUUUCAUU
Dermatophagoides pteronyssinus (European house dust mite) is the source of this 4567-nucleotide messenger RNA. RefSeq lists its product as uncharacterized. The record is from RefSeq and is a predicted model, not a curated record. NCBI's taxonomy places the organism in Eukaryota, Metazoa, Arthropoda, Arachnida, Sarcoptiformes, Pyroglyphidae. Gene Ontology annotation, molecular function: DNA-binding transcription factor activity, RNA polymerase II-specific; RNA polymerase II cis-regulatory region sequence-specific DNA binding. Gene Ontology annotation, biological process: regulation of transcription by RNA polymerase II.